Messenger RNA from Cyanistes caeruleus (blue tit), 366 nucleotides. The record is from RefSeq and is a predicted model, not a curated record. Lineage: Eukaryota; Metazoa; Chordata; Aves; Passeriformes; Paridae.
CGACAUGCCUUACGUUGCUACUGUCAAGCCAUGCAGGUUUACAAAGGGAAAGGCUGGUCUCUUGCAGAAGACCACAUUAACUUCACCAUCGGUCGUCAGUCCUUUACGCUUCGUCAGCUGGACAAUGCUGUGUCUGCAUUCAGGCAUAUUUUGAUCAAUGACAGUAAACAACCUCCUGCUCAGCAAGGAGCUUUUUUAAGAGAAUAUCUUUAUGUCUAUAAGAAUGCAGCCCAGCUGUCACCUGAUGGUCCCUUACCACAGCUCCCUUUACCGUAUAUUAACAGCUCAGCAACUCGUGUUUUCUUUGGCCAUGAUCGACGACCAGCAGAAGGUUAGAAAAUUUUAAGUAAAUAGUUUCAAGUCCCU